This is a messenger RNA of Hordeum vulgare subsp. vulgare (domesticated barley), 2071 nucleotides long. Its product is annotated as cell number regulator 13. Lineage: Eukaryota; Viridiplantae; Streptophyta; Magnoliopsida; Poales; Poaceae. Gene Ontology annotation, biological process: cell surface receptor signaling pathway. Bases 519 to 1766 code for a protein of 415 amino acids. The record is from RefSeq and is a predicted model, not a curated record. The transcript is spliced from 8 exons.
AGAGAGGCCACGCUGCGGCUCCCUCCCUCCCUCCCUCAUCCUCCCCCUCCUCCUCCCCACGCCACGCCCGCCGCCUCUCCCACUUGCCACUCGCAGCGCAGAGCAGGCAUUGCCUCCGCUCCACUCCAGUCCCAUCCCCUCGGCCGCGCCGUUCAAGGGAGAUAGCGUAGCCGUAGCGUGCAGCCCUGCCGCUCCUACCCGCUGGAGGCAGCCGGAGAAAGAGGCAACGCUGCGGCAGCAGACGAAAAGGGGGAACGGCCACCGACCAUGACAAGUCGACGAGGGCUGCCGGGCCGGCGCGAGUGAGCGAUCUCGCAGAUCUGCGCCCGCCGCCGCCGCACAGUGUCUGCUUUCCCCGAGUCUCCAGCCGGAUCAUCGUCAGAUGGGCAGCGCAGUCCGCCUCGCCCCUCCGAUCUUCGCCACGCGCGCGGAUUAACCAGCCCGGCGGCAUUCCGCUUCCCCGCACCAAGAAAGCCCGGUGAUUUGUCGGCGGGAAGGGAGAAGCCGGGGGCGCAGCGAUGGCGAACGUGGGGGACCUGGCCAACAUCGCGCAGCUCACGGGGCUGGACGCCGUGCGCCUCAUCAGCCUCAUCGUCAAGGCGGCGGCCACGGCGCGGAUGCACAAGAGCAACUGCCGCCGCUUCGCGCAGCACCUCAAGCUCAUCGGCGGCCUGCUGGAGCAGCUCCGGGUGUCGGAGCUCAAGAAGUACCCGGAGACGCGGGAGCCGCUGGAGCAGCUCGAGGACGCGCUCCGACGCGGCUACCUGCUCGUCAACUCCUGCCAGGACCGCUCCUUCCUCUACCUCCUCGCCAUGGGCUGGAACAUCGUCUACCGCUUCCGCACCGCGCAGACCGAGAUCGACAACUACCUCCGCCUCGUGCCGCUCAUCACGCUCGUCGACAACGCCCGCGUGCGGGAGCGAAUUGAGUACAUCGAAAGGGACCAAUGCGAAUACUCUCUUGAUGAGGAAGACAAGGAGGUCCAAGAAGCUCUGUUAAACUCUGACCCUGGCACAAAUCCUUCGAUAGUGCUGAAGAAGACUCUGUCCUGUUCUUAUCCAAACUUGCCGUUUAAUGAAGCCCUUCGGAAGGAAAGUGAGAAGCUCCAGGUGGAGCUUCAAAGGUCACAAAGCAACAUGGAUAUGGCCCAGUGCGAGGUUAUUCAUCACCUGCUUGGAGUUACUAGAACUGUGGAAAGUUCUAUUCCAGAGGAAAGUACAGAUGCCAAGGUUACCAAGAAAACUAAUUCAAAGAGCACAAAAGCUAAUGAAGACAGUGCAAAAUCGUAUGAUGAUGACUCUCCAAAGAAGCAAAAAGAUGCCUAUGUUGCACCACGGAGUUCUUCACCUGUUCCCUACAACCACGAUCUGGUCUCGAGUACAGCAUCAUACAGUGAUGAGUGGCAUGCAGAUUUACUUGGUUGCUGUUCAGAGCCAGCUCUGUGUCUGAAGACCUUCUUUUUUCCAUGUGGAACAUUCUCAAGGAUUGCUUCAAUCGCCAAAAACAAGCCCAUGUCUUCGGGAGAAGCCUGCAAUGAUAUUAUGGCGUACUCCCUCAUAUUGUCUUGUUGCUGUUACACUUGCUGUGUAAGGAGAAAGCUUCGUCAAAGGCUAAAUAUUGCGGGAGGGUGCUGUGAUGAUUUCCUUUCACAUGUGAUGUGCUGUUGCUGUGCGCUUGUUCAAGAAUGGCGGGAAGUAGAGAUUCGUGGUGCAUACGGAGGGAAGACAAAGAUAACCCCGCCGGCACACCAGUACAUGGAGCACUGAGCAGCUACUCUACGAUCCCAAAAGAAAGAAAAAAAACAGCUACUCUGCGAGAGGCCUGAACUCCUGUAAAUUGAAGAUAUUGACCUAAAGUUGUCAGAAACCGUACUGCCAUGGUAGUGAUACAGUCCAACAUUACUGUUUGUGUUGUAUUUAUGCGUACCGUCCGCCGCUCAUGUUGGUAUUAUGGCCUUAUGGGUCUUAGAAUUCAGUUAAUUUGUAAAAAGUAACUAAACUUAAGUCGCAGGCCGGUUAGAGUCAGUGUUAACAUUGCCAUUUUGUCUAUAUUUCAAAUAUGUGUUUCUUAA